AUGGCCACACAAGCUCAAGCUAUCGGCAACCAUCUCCGUCAGCGCCUCCUCCACGACAUUCACGAAAUCCAGACUAAGCCCUACCCAGGCAUAGACUUUCGCCUUCAGGACGACUCGAAGCUCGCCAAAGCCUGUCUGAUCCUCUCUUUCGACGACGGGCAGCCCCCAAUACAUCUUACGGUAGACUUCGAGCACGACUACCCCCUUCGCCCACCAAACAUCACCUGCCAGAGCCAAGUGGACCACCCGAAUGUGAUGCAAGGGUACAUCUGCGUGGACAUCCUGACACACGACAAGGCAUAUACGCCCGCAUACACCCUUAAGGGCAUCUGCAUCCAGAUGUUAAGCCUUUUCAAGAGCGACCAUGUCGAUCAGGAGGACGGCAUUCGGGGGGAAAAGGGGGAAAAGGUCAACCUCAAGAAGUGGCGUGCAACGGAGGAAGAGCUCGACGGUCCGCUCAAGGAUACGUAUAAGUGUGACAGGUGCAUGUUCCCAACCCAUCGAUUCUUGGAUGGCAAGCCGGAUGCCACCACGAAUGGUACCAUGGGAAACCCUCAGAAGUCGCAGAAGACUGCGGUUCCAGCACUCUCAAACCAGGACUCUCAAUUCGCACAGAUCAACGACCUGCCUGACGAGAUGCUGGUCACUAUCUGCGAGCUUCUCGAUGAAGAGCCUCUCAUCCUUGCCACUCAAGCCUGGAAGCGAUUUGAGCGUAUCGUCCCGGCUAUUCUUCGAAACCGCGAGCUGCAAUGCUUCACUCUGAAGCGCGGAUCCAACGCGCUAAACCUGGGGAUUGGCGUCCACGUUGAUGUCAAGAAUGUUGAAUCUGAAUUCGACCUCAUCUCUUCCGUUGCCUACGACACCUAUGGCGUCAGAAAAUCAGUUCAUGGCCCCUCAUUCGAGCUCUGGCUUCCGCUGCCGAUUACGCAUCGUCAUUGGGAUCGUGUGAAAUCGGAAGUUCAAGCAUCUCUGAAUGCAAUCGCUCGGCAGAGACGUAUUCAGGGCACUCUCGACAACGUCCUGUACGAAUUCAUGAACGGCGUCGUGGUCAAGCUUUCACAUGGUACGAGCCACCUUAGCAAGCAGCAAGAGCUCAAUUUCCGUGGCAAUGCGAAGACCCAGUCUUCGGUGACCCACGCAUCGGAGAAGGCGAUCGAGAGCUACUUUCAUCUCUUCCACCUCCUCGUUUGCCUGGCGACGGAGCGAUCACGAGGGGCGUCCGAGGGUUCCUCCAAGAACGACAUUGUCAAGGCAGCCGACAAAUUGAUCUACGACUUCCUUGCCAACGAGAAGCGUGACAAGACUGACACGCCCAACCUCGGAUAUCUGCUUAUUGCCAUUCUCAUCAGCGAUGUCGACGUCUCCUCGGAUCUUCAGCAGGCUAUCAUCGAGGAGACGCUGAUUCGCAACGUCGUGUGGAUGUUGGAUCCGAAGCCUCCUGGCAAACAGAUGCCGGAGCUUGCAUACUUGGAGCCGUCUGCGGUCUCUCACUAUCGUAUUCGGAAGAGCUUUGAAGCAAGCAAGACGGGCCUGCGGCUCCUCAUGUUCCUGAACACGAUGCGUAAGAUCGUACGUGGAAUGCGGGAUGUGUAUGGCCAGGCGGGCAAGAGGACGGGGGAGAAGCUCACUCUGGAGCAGCUGCGCGACAAGCUCUUUGAUCGCCAUGGUGCAGGACCUACCGGUGCGGCUACUCUCUUCGCUGAGCGCGUCCGUAAGAUCCAGCAGGUGGACUGCUAUGCGGACUUCUUCAAGGAGAUGGGACUGCCGGCUCCUGCCGACGAGGAACUCACUACGCUGCUGAGGGAGUCUGUGCGUAGGUCGAUGCAGAAGGGCUAUACUCAGGAGGCCUUGACGCAGGGUAGAGCGUUGUUUCUUCGCCUCGAGAAGGAGCCUGACGUGGAGCGUGCGCCAGGUGUGGAAGCCGAGCAGAUGCUGGGGAACUUUAGCUUCUUCCCUCGGGCUCGCGGUGGGGGCCAUCAGGGUUCGCAGGGCGCUGGACGCGGAGGUCGCGGCGGGCGUGGCCAUCGUGGUGGACGUUCAUCAUGGCGCGGAGGUCGACACCGUUAG
Messenger RNA from Lecanosticta acicola, 2067 nucleotides. The record is from the annotation of a GenBank genome assembly. Lineage: Eukaryota; Fungi; Ascomycota; Dothideomycetes; Mycosphaerellales; Mycosphaerellaceae.